GACUCUGGAGAAAAACAUUAGGGCUCUUGGCUACAGACGUUUGAGUGGAAAUCACGCGCGACGGCCCCAUUCUGCCUGAGCUUCUACCGGCGAUUGUGGAGAGGCAGGGGCGUCGAGGCCAUGGCGCGUCAAGCAUCUCACGCUGGAUCUUGGUACUCCGAUGAUGCGCUGGAGCUUCGCGAGGAGCUGGAUGGAUGGCUCAAAGGCUCUGGUCUUCCAAAGAAGCCGGACGCGCGAGCUGUGAUUGCUCCGCAUGCUGGAUAUCGUUACUCUGGACGCUGCGCUGCCUUCGCAUUCGCGAAUAUAGAUCCACAAGUCGUAUCUAGAGUUUUUAUCCUUGGGCCAUCUCACCAUCACUACACUCGCAAGUGUGCUCUUUCGAGAACUUCUGUUUACAAAACUCCACUGGGAGAUCUUCCUAUCGAUCUAGAUGUUUACAGAGAGCUCAAGGAAACUGGGCAGUUUGAGGAGAUGCGUGUGGAUGUCGACGAGGCCGAGCACAGCAUGGAAAUGCAUCUGCCAUACCUCGCCAAAGUUUUCAGCGGGGUGCCCGUGAAGAUCGUUCCCAUUCUAGUCGGCGCAUUGUCAUCUGAGAGUGAAGCUCUGUAUGGGCGGCUGCUUGCAAAGUACCUCGACGAUCCCUCUAACUUCUUCUCCGUCUCCUCGGAUUUCUGUCACUGGGGAUCACGGUUUGGAUACACGUACUAUGACAAGAAGCGUGGUCCCAUUUACAAGUCCAUCGAGGCUCUCGACAAGUGUGGCAUGGACAUCAUCGAGUCCAAAAAUCCGGAAGCUUUCAAGAGCUACCUGGACGAGUACGAGAACACCAUUUGUGGACGCCAUCCCAUAGGAGUUCUUCUUCACAUGAUACAACAUUGUAACACCAAACUGGAGCUAAGAUUCUUGCAAUACGAGCAGUCAAGCCAUUGCAAAACUUCGCGAGACAGCAGCGUGAGCUACGCAUCCGCGGUGAUCACGGUGGAAUGCUGAUAAGAAGGCGAGCUCUAUGCUACCAAAUAAUUCUUUCUACUAACACACGCAUUAGUUCAAAUUUUACAUACUAUACGACCUCUCCAUCUCCAAUGGACGUUGUCAUUAAAUGAUAAGAUUGGGUCCAAAGAAAGAAUGGGUAAAUCCUAUUAUUGA
Messenger RNA from Selaginella moellendorffii, 1146 nucleotides. Its product is annotated as protein MEMO1. Lineage: Eukaryota; Viridiplantae; Streptophyta; Lycopodiopsida; Selaginellales; Selaginellaceae. Bases 121 to 990 code for a protein of 289 amino acids. The record is from RefSeq and is a predicted model, not a curated record. The transcript is spliced from 8 exons.